This is a messenger RNA of Cercopithifilaria johnstoni, 600 nucleotides long. The record is from the annotation of a GenBank genome assembly. NCBI's taxonomy places the organism in Eukaryota, Metazoa, Nematoda, Chromadorea, Rhabditida, Onchocercidae.
AUGCGAAUGAACGAUACUGAAUACGAAGAAGGCGGAAAUAAUACUUCAUCAUCUAAUUUACCGCCGAAAAUACGACCAAAAUCACAUAGCUUUAUGGAUAGCAAAGAUAUCAUAUUAAAAAGAAAUAGCGCUGGAGAUUCUGAAAUAAGCAGAAUUAAUUCAUUUGAAAAAAUAUCUUCACUAACAAAUUUACACAGCCAUCCUAAGGCACGUUCAUUUCUUCGAGAUUUCCGGAAAUUAUUUAGGAAAAAUAGAACAUCAACGAAUACUGCUACUACUACUGCUGCUACUGCUACUGAUAUUUCAGCUAAAAUAAAUUAUUCAUUGCGUAGCAUAGAGACGGAGAAUGAAAUGGAAAAUUUAAAUGAUUCUAUCACCCAGUUAAGGAAAAAAUCUCAAUCUUGGUCUCAUUAUGAAGAUCAGAAACUUUUCCCAAAAUGUCGCAAAUAUGCGGGAUCAAUGUUCACACCAAUUCGAGUACAACGAAGUAAUAGAAGAAUGGGAUUUAUAAAUCAAAUGGUUAUCGGAAAUAACGGAUGUAGAAAUACCGUAUACUCAAAGGUAUCGUCAAUUCGUUGGAACCAUUUCUUUCUUAAAUAA